Molecule: messenger RNA, 761 nt
Organism: Punica granatum (pomegranate)
Lineage: Eukaryota; Viridiplantae; Streptophyta; Magnoliopsida; Myrtales; Lythraceae
Source: RefSeq, a predicted model, not a curated record
CUUUUCCCCUCCUUCCCUCCCUCCGGUCCUCUCUCUAAGAAGCUUUCUCGAAUUGAGGCCAUUAAACCAGCCCGGUUCAUCCCCGAUGCUUUGUCCCCAGGAGGCUCCGGUUCACCUCCAGCUCCCGGUUCUCGAGACUGGGUUCACUCCCGAUGAGUUGCAGGAACUCUUGUCGUUUCUUAACCAGCCAACAAGCCCAAACUCUGGCUCGGAGGGAUCGAAUCGGAGCGUGGGCUCCAUGGACGACGAGCGGAAGCGCAGACGCAUGAUAUCAAACCGAGAGUCCGCCCGACGGUCCCGCUGGCGCAAGAAGCGACACUUGGAGGAUCUCACAGAACAGCUGAAUCGAUUUACCGUAGAGAACCGCCAGCUCAAGAACCAGCUGAGUCACGUCAUAAACCGGUGUCACGUAGUCAGAACGGAGAAUGAACGGUUGAGAUCAGAAUGCAUCGCUCUAUUGGCCAGACUUUCUGAUCUUUGCCAGAUUUUGGUCAACAUGAAAUUAAUCCAAUAGUUAUUUAUCGUCACGGAAAAUUUCUCGGCGUAAUUAAAAUUUAGUGACCAUCUUAUACUGUAAAAACUCGGGAGAAUAAUACUAUCAGCUAGUUGAAAUUGGAUGUUCAUGACCAAUGACCACGUUCUCAGUCAGGAUUAGCUUGUUCUCUCAGCAUCUGCAUGUGAAAAGUCUAAAAUGCCCUUCCAAUUCUGUAUAAGAAAGUCUCUUUAUUGAAGAAGUUUCGGGGGUCUAUCUUGUCUUUCCA